Bactrocera neohumeralis is the source of this 654-nucleotide messenger RNA. Its product is annotated as transcriptional regulatory protein AlgP-like. Lineage: Eukaryota; Metazoa; Arthropoda; Insecta; Diptera; Tephritidae. Bases 1 to 654 code for a protein of 217 amino acids. The record is from RefSeq and is a predicted model, not a curated record. The transcript has a single exon.
AUGUCACCUCUACCUACCACGGGCAAGACCGCACCCGGCGGCUUUGCGUCAGGUACACCAGCCGCAGCGCAGGCGUUUGGCGUUCCCUCUCCCAAGUCCACCGCAGCUCCUUCUUUCGGUGAAAAGGACGCGCCAAAGGUGCUAGACAAGUCGCCCUCUCCCAACCCAGUGCCACCUCCGUCUUCUGGUUUUGCGUUCCCCACUGCCAAACCGAAGGAGACAGCACCGGAGGCCAAGGUGGAACAGCCUCAGAUCGCAUCAGCGGCACCGGCGAGUGUCCGGCCAGCCUUUGCUUCGUCUCCGUUCGCAAAACAACCCGCCCUGGUGACUGGCGCCGUCCUGAGCGAGGCUGCACCUGCUGCCAAAACUGGAAACGAGGCCGCCCAACUGGAGAGCGCCUCAACCGAGCUAGCAACGGUGCCUGCUGUGGCGCCCCUCCAGCAAGAUACUGCCUCAGUAAAGCCUGCUGAGGCGCCGUCCACCAAACCUGCCAGCCCACCAGGCAGCGCUGCGUUUUACAGCCGCCGCGGGGGCAGGUUUCGCACCGAAACCGUCUUCCGCGUCGCCGUUUGGACCUGUCCCACCGUCCGUGUCUGGUUUCACCACUGGCGCGUUUGGAAAGGCUCCUGUAGCGCCUUCUGCGGCUUCUGGUAA